CCACUUCACGGCGCAGCUGAGCGCAGAACAGUCAUGGGCUCAUCCAAACUUUAACUUUCAGCUCUUCUUGCUCUCCUCCCCCUCGCCUCUCCCGCUGAGCUCCCCAUGAAAAGCUCCAUUUGCAGCCGAGGACGCAUGGAGAUCUAAUUUUGCCCCCCCACUUUUCGGUCAGUCGGUCAAGUCUGUGGAGGCUAUUGUUGUUUUGCUGCUUCCUCGGUUUCAUGGUCCACUCAUGCGUCGGGAAUGCCAUGGCCACUCCGAGCGCACAGCAGCAGCACCAGGAUUAUUUCAGAUCGGUGAGCAGCGAGUCCACCACCUACAUGAUGGUCCCAGCCGGCGGGCCGAGCGGGACCGGGCGCAAGGAAGCGCCGUCCAAGAUGUGGGUUGCGAUGGUGGUGAUAGUGGUGGUGGUGCUGCAGAUUGCGUCCACCACGGGGCUCUUUGUCUACCUGAACAUGUCCAUAUCACAGGUGCGUAGCCAGGGAGUGACGGAGGAGUUAAAGUGCCUGAGUUUACUGAACGCUCUGGACAAGGACCAGGACAUCCCCGACCAGCUGGCCCAGCUCUUCGGAGAGCCUUGCAUCAAGCUGGCCGAAGGCAUCAAAGCGUACAUCUCCAAGGUGACAGAGAACAUCAUCUCCAAACAAACCUUCAUUGAGGCCAGAACCAUGCCUCGCUCCUUCAACAAUUCGGGGUCGAAGUUCGUGACCUCUGUGGCCCAGAGGCCAUCUGCCCACCUGACCCUCAGGGACACCAGUUCUCAAGGUGAGCCAUCUCGCUCCAAAGAUUAUUGCUUCGGGGGUCAGAGAUCUCAGGAAGAUUUAGAGGAAAGAGAAAACGAAGGCUUACGACUUGUUCAAGUCAUCGACUUCCUUUUCCAGAUCUGUGCUGAGCUCCUCAGACUUUCUAAAAGGGUCCGAUGUGAACCGGCUCAGGAGUCGAUU
Molecule: messenger RNA, 944 nt
Organism: Stegastes partitus (bicolor damselfish)
Lineage: Eukaryota; Metazoa; Chordata; Actinopteri; Pomacentridae
Exons: 4
Source: RefSeq, a predicted model, not a curated record